Molecule: messenger RNA, 10521 nt
Organism: Heterocephalus glaber (naked mole-rat)
Lineage: Eukaryota; Metazoa; Chordata; Mammalia; Rodentia; Bathyergidae
Gene: Bdp1
Product: BDP1 general transcription factor IIIB subunit
Biological process (GO): RNA polymerase III preinitiation complex assembly
Cellular component (GO): transcription factor TFIIIB complex
Molecular function (GO): TFIIIC-class transcription factor complex binding
Source: RefSeq, a predicted model, not a curated record
AGCCGGGAAAAACUUAGCUACUAGUGUGGCGGGGUCAUGAAGAAGAGGCGGUGGCGGGAGCGUGGAGGCGGUGGCGGGGCCACGAAACUGCGGUAGCUGCCCGCAGGGCUGGUGGUGUGGCCGUGUGUGUGUGUGUGUGUGUGGCGUAGGCCCUAGCCCUCUCUCGGGCAGUGGCCGGGCAUCGGGGCUGAGCGCGGCCGUGGAGCCGCCUCCCCGGGUCCCCUGGCUCCGCCAUGUUCCGCAGGGCGCGUCUUAGUGUGAAGCCGAACGUCAGGCACGGUGGUGGCGCCCGGGGCUCUGCUGCCAAGCCGCAGCGUGGACUGGAGGCCGCCAGGCCACCGGAACCUGCCACGGACCCCAGUCCAAAGCCAGUGGAGCCCACAGAUAUGCCCGUGGCGGUUUUCAGGGGAGCGGAACCCCAAGAAAAGGCUCCUACGAGCAGUGAUGAAAAGAUCGAUGGUGAAAAUAAUGUUGAAGAAUCCUAUACAUCAUCCUCUGCUGUUUCCCUGAGAAGGCGACUAUCAAGUACUUCUAGUCUAGUUGAACCUAGUGUCAGUGUUCCUUCACAGUCUCCUCCCUUACCUACGGUUAAUCAAGGUGUUCCACAGCCUAACCCUGUUCGAACAAAAGAGAAACAGCUAUGCUCAGACAGAUACCGAUUAUACAAAGCCCAGAAACUACGGGAAAUGUUAAAAGAAGAAUUGAGAAAGGAUAAGAAACAAUGGAAAAACAAAUAUGCCAUAAAUGAAAGCCAGAUGCCACCAGAUCGUUCAAAAAUGACUAUGAGAGACUUCAUAUAUUACCUACCAGAUAACAAUCCAAUGUCUUCUUCACUGGAACAGGAAAAGAAAACUGAAAAACCAUUGACUCCAGUCCAGGCAAAAGAUAGGCAAGAAAGUAAGAGUGCUCUUGAUGCUGAGGAUUAUGAAGCAGCAGAAGAAGAGACAGAUGAUGGGCCAUUGCUGGUUCCUCAAGUGAAAGUGGCUGAAGAUGGUUCUAUUAUUUUGGAUGAAGAAAGUUUAACUGUGGAAGUUUUAAGGACAAAAGGCCCAUGUGUUGUUGAGGAAAAUGAUCCUAUAUUUGAGUGUGGUUCUACAACUACAUAUUCCAGCUUUAGGAAAAACUAUUACUCCAAACCAUGGUCAAAUAAAGAAACAGAUAUGUUCUUUCUAGCCAUCAGCAUGGUAGGAACUGACUUUUCUAUGAUUGGACAACUUUUUCCUCACAGAGCAAGGAUAGAAAUUAAGAAUAAAUUUAAACGUGAAGAAAAAACAAAUGGGUGGAGAAUAGACAAAGCAUUCCAGGAAAAACGCCCUUUUGACUUCGAUUUUUUUGCUCAUUUGCUCCAGAAAGUUCUUGCGGAAGAAGAGAAAAGAAAACAAAAAUCGACUAAAAAUCAGGGUGUAAAGAAGAAAUCCUCCAAACCACAGAAAAAUGUAAAAGUGAAAAAAGUUACGAGUGAAGUUGUGGAUGAUGAUCCAGAUGAAUGUGUGAGUGCUAAAAUUUCAGACAUAGAAGGAUCUCAAAGGGAUGCUCAGACAGUCACAGAAGAGGAUUCUCUGACUUCAUCAGGGCAGGAUGCAGAAGUUGUAUUAGAACAAGACCAAAAUCAAAAAAGAAGAAGAAAGAAGAACCAAGAUGGAGCAAAUGAACAGGAAGUACAAAGUCUUUCAGGAAAUGCUGCUGUUCCAUUAGGUUUUUCUGAAGCAGAAAAGGAUAAGAAUAAAUGUCAGUCUUUAAGGCCUGAGGUGAAUGAAAGUGAACGGAGUGAGGAACAGAUGCCCUCUUGCACACAGAACCUAGAUGACACUGUGGAUUUAGUCUCCAGUGAAACAGUUGAGCAGAGAAAGGACCCCAUCCUUUCACCAAGUCAUCACCACAGUAACAUACCAGCAGCAACUGAAUCUUCUGAAUCCAGCCCUUCACCUGUGUCUCCGUCAGAAGUUGCAAUCACAGCACUGUGUGAGGUGAAUCCUGCCAAGCAGAGUUGUAUAAAAGAAAGAAAUGUUGACCAAAAGAGUCAAUCACUGGAAGCUAGUCAAGCAGAAAAUGUUAAACCAAUGUUGAGAGGUCGACUCCAGAGACCCAAACCCAAUCUGUCAAGGGCAGUUGGGAAGAAGCUAGUUCUUUCACAAGCCAAAACAGAUGCAGAGAAUGAGAGUUCGCAUUCAGACACCUCCACUGAAAAGAAUCACAUGGAAAAGAAUAAAAUGAAUACAUUUGACAGUGGUGGAAUGGAGAAUACAGGAAAGGAGAACCAAGAAGCUGAAACUAUGUCUAAUUUAGGUGAAAAAACUUGUCUCCUGGAAGAUAAUCAACCAAAGGCUCCCAGAUCUGCACAACCAGUGAGGGGCCGAUUACCAAGACCAAAGCCAAAUGUGUGGAAAGUUACAGAAAGAAAAGAAACCAUCACAUCCCAAAAAGAAGGAGCCAGUGUAGAGAAGACUCAGAAUGAAUCCUGUGUCAACAAAGAUAUACUUCAACAAAUGGAAGAUCAAUCAUAUAAAAAUUUGGAGUGUGAAGACAAACAACCUGAGAAAAAAGAUACCUCUUUUCAAAAUGUACAGCCAGAUGAGCCCAGGGCGCUUAAUGAAUGUCUAAGCAUUCAAGAGGAUAGUCAAGCAAAUGUACUCAAACAAGUCCCCAUUCUAAGAACUCAAUUUCAGAAACCAAAGCCAAAUAUAGUAAGAGGAAUUAGAAGAAGAAAGAUUCCUUCAAAGGAAGAGGUACCAGAGGAGAGUCCUGUCUCUGGGGGAGAGACAGCAGCUUUGAGGGAGCUUAUAAGACCAGACACCUCACCAGGGGAGAAGGUACCAGUGGUGAUCACUGCUACUUCUAAGGAAAUGAAGUCAAAUUUAAGAGAAACUGGAAGAAGAGACACCUCUCCCAGUGAGAACAUAGCAGAGAUGAGUGAUGUCACUGUGAUAAUGGAGACAGGGUUGAAAGCAACUGUGACAGAGAGUCCCCCUAGGGAGAAGACACCAGAAUUGAUUGAUACCACUGGGGAAAUAGAGACAGAUUGGAAGGAAAGCAGAAGAGAAAUAUUCCCACAGGAAAAUGACCCAGGGGAGGUCAAGUCUAUAGGUGAAACAGAAGCAGGUUUGCAAGAAACUCGAAGAGAGAACCCCACAGGAGAGAGGACCCUAGAGAUGAUUGAUCCUACUGAGGAAAGAGGGACAGAUUUGGAAGAAUCUGAAAGAAGAGAAAUACCUGUCCCAGGAAAGGUCCCAAAGGAGCUCAAAACUAUAGGUGAAGUGGAAACAGAUUUGAAAGACAUUGAAGGAGAAAUUUCCCAAAGGGAGAAGGUACUAAUGGGGGUCAGUACUCUAGAGGAAAGGGAGAUUGACUUGAAAGAAACUGGAAAAGAAGACAUUUCCCUGAUGGAGACAAUAUUAAGAAAGACGAUUGUCACUGAGGAAAUAGAGGCAGAUUUAAAAGAAACUGAAACAGAAAUUUCCUUGAGGGAGAGAGAAGCUGAGCAGAUUUGUGUUAUUGAGGAAAUGGUGGCAGAUUUGGAAAAAACUGGAAACAUAGAUAUUUCUCCAAGAGAAAACCUGGAAGAACCUGCUACCUCAAGAGAAAUUGAGACAGAUGUAAUGCAGAAGAGUAGUGCUGACUGCAGCAUUGUGCCUUCCCUGGAUGUGAAAAAUAUUGUCAGUGAGGUACAGCCGGUGGUGCCUACAUCUAUAGAAGAAAAUAAUUCUGAAAAAGAACUGUCAGAUCACUUAAGUUGUUCAAAGCCUGCUUCACAGAUAUCUGAAUUUUAUAAAACAGAAGACCAGGGGAUACAACCUCCAGAUGUUUCCGAGCACUUUUCAGAUACUAAUUUAAGCCAAUCUCUUCCUCAAGAACAGAAGCCACUUGAAGUGAAACCAGCACCUUUUGUGAGAAGUCGAUUCAAAAGACCAAAACCAAACUUAGCAAGAGCAACUUCAAAGAAAGUGACUACAGAAGCAGAAAAAUAUGUACCUGAGAAGAAGUUGGAAACAAAUCACAUGGAAACCAUUGAGAUUCAACAAGACAGAGAACAAGCUAAUACUCUUCCUUUACAACCUGAUGUGACUUCCAUAUUGGUAUCAAGAGAAAAAGAUAAAUCAGGCCCCAAGAAAGAGGAGACUGUGAUAUUACCAUGUAUACAAACUGAAAAGGACCCAGCGCCGAGUGCUUGUGAACCUGCAGAGCAUUCUCAGUCAGUGCAGACCCAGGAAAAUGACUUAGCUGUUCCCAUGGUGAUUCAGAAGGUAAAUACUUUCCAACAAGAAAUGAAAGAAACUGUUACCCAAAUGGUUCUACCAAUGAGGGCCCGACUUCAGAGGCCCAAACCAAAUGUAAAAAAUGCUAGACAUAGGCAAGUAGUAGAAAAGGGUGAAGCCAAAGGAAUGAAUAAAAAUGAAAGAACAGUGCUACAAAAAGAUGAAACUAACAAGAAAUCCCUGAUAGUGUCAAAUUCUCAAAUUGAAACUGAAAUUGAAGUCGUAUCCUCCAGAGUUUCAGAAUGCAAUAUGGAUGAAAAUCAGAGUCACGAGGUUCUUGUAGGAAAUCUACACGUUAACAAAAAAAAUACAUCCGAUGCAAAGAUGAGAUUUGAAAAUAAGCCCUGUGUUCCUAGUCCAGCACAGUUGAUAAGAAUGAAAUUCCAAAAAACUAAGCCAGAUUUGGGAAGAGCAUGCAGUAGGAAGGUAGAGGAAGCGGGUAUAGAAAAAGGCCCAGCAGAUCAGAGUGGAGCAAGUAAACCAGAAGAAGAUUCACUGCACCAAGGAAAUCUUGACUCCCAGCUCCUUCUAAAAGAAGAAGCUGAAAUUGUGACAUCUCCAGGGAUUUCAGCAAGAAAAGAUUGUAUAGGUUCUGAAGAGUCUGUUUUGGCCAAAAAAAAUGUUCAAUUAGAAGAGGUUGGAUCAUCGGAAAAUGUUAGAGAGGAAACUGUGCAAGAUAAUUCUGCGUCUUCAGUUGUUGAAGAGCAGUGUUUCAGUAAACUAACAAGCAGUCCACAACUGUUGAAAGAAUCAUAUUACUCUAAAACUGCUCUGGAUGGAAGAACAAUGAUCUCUUCUGCCUCUGGGAGUGAGAUAGAUCACAGUGAAAGGAGAAUGCAGAGGAAAAUCAAAACCAGUGUCACCAGAGGGCGGGGAACAAAGCGAGCUCGGGCUAAGACCUCUAGGAAGGAGCCUCGGGCUCCCAAGGCCAUGCUGGUGACUCUUCGGGCUUCCCAGGAAGAAGAUGAUGACGAUGAUGCUCAGGACUUUGAAUCCAACUAUGAAGAUGAGAGCUGCCAUCUUGCCCCAGAAGAAGUAAACAAAGCACCAGUGUUUGUCCCUCUUGGUCUCAGAUCCCCUGAACCUGUUUCUGCUCAGAUUGAGGAAACGAUGGAAGAGGGCUGCCAAAUGAAGAGUGUGAGUGAACCCAUUUCCAUGGGUAUCAAGAAUCAUGUAGCUGGCAUGGUGGAGCAUGCUUAUAAUCCCAGCACUGGGGAGGCUGAGCUUGAAAUAACUGUGAAUGUUGCAGAUGUAGGAUGUGUAACUGUUGUUGAACAUCUGCUCUCAAACACAGAUGAGACUAUUCAGAAACUAGAGCAAGAAAAUAAUUUGAAUAUGUCAUUUGAAAUGACCACAGGUGAACAGAACCAGGAUGAAGCAGGUACCAGUGAUGGGAGCACGGAAGCUGCCAUAACUUUACUUACAAUGGGAGAUCUAAUGCUGCAGUCGGAGAUGAGUACUGACCAGGGUGAUGUAGGAGUAUGUGUAUUUCCUGAUGUUCAUUCAAAGGAUAAAAGUCAUAUUCCUUUUAGCCCAGAUAAUGUAAGUCACAAAAUUGUUCACGAAUGUCAAGAGCUUUCUUCAUUUGUCAUUAAUACAUCUGCAACUGAAGAAAACAAGUGUGUAUCAGAGAAGCAGAAUAGAGAAGAAGUUGGAUUAAAGGAGGAAAUAAUGGAGAACACUACAUCAACCAGGAGUACAGCUUCUAAAGUGGAUAGUAGUUUUCAAAAUAGAAGUAGAUUUGUCAGGCCUGAGCCAAAUCUUGAGGUAUUAGUGACCAACAGGGUUGAUGCUCAUCAGGAAGUUUCCGGUGUAUCCAAAGGGGAUGAAGUGGAAAGUCAAAAAGAAACUGAGAACAUUGCUUCCAAGGCAACAGAAUUGGAAGAUAAAAACUCUGGGCCAGUCAGGACAGCAGAAAAUCAGGAGCAGAACCAAUUGGCAUGUGUGCAGCAUAUCAAAGGGACCAGUAUUUCACAAGAAGCAAAUCCAACUGCAAGAAAUGAGGAUCAAGAAGAGAACUCUCAAGAGGUUCAGAUGUUGCCAGUUGCUCCCAAUCUUUCCUCUGAGGCAGGGCCCCCCACACUUGUUUCCAGUGGGGGUCUCAGUAAGAAUUCUGUUGAAGAGCCCCUGAUAAAGGAUGCUAAAGGAGACAGUGUAUCCACACUUCAUGUGCCGGAGUGUACACCAACUAGUAUUCCAGAAGUGCAACAAGAGAAUAUAACCAACACUCAAGACCUAACAGUGAAUCUGUUUGGGAAUGUGCAUCAAGACGGAGAGGAUGAGCAAGCGUUCAUUUUGACUCUAGUGGAAAUCCCAGCCAGUGCUGCAGAGGAAUUCACUGAUGCUGCUGCACAGUUAAUGCCAAGUCCCGUACUGCCCGCGCCCAUCCUGGUCAAAUCUGGUAAUCCUAAAGAAAAGGCUGAUGUUAGUAUGACCUUACCAGUAACUUCAGUUGGUGAAGAUACUGUGUGCUUAUCUAAUUCUGAAAGAGCUGAUUCUGAAAAGUCUCCUGCUAAUUUGGAUCUUAUAUCUAGGAAGAGAUUUCACUGCAUGCUUGAUGAAAGUGAUCAAGUUCCUCCUACCAAAAAAAGUUCACUCAUUUUAAGGAAUGACCUGCAACAGUAUACCUCUGAGGUGUGCUCAAAGGAAUUAAAUGCUUUUGAGGAAAAAGGAGAAUCUCACAAGGGACAAGGUAUUUCUACCACCUCAAGAAGCACAUAUACAAUUCCAGAACCUCAGAAAGAGCGACUUGAACCAGUCUUGCAAAAUAAAGAAUCUAGAUCUCUUGAUAAAAUAAUAGGUACAUGUAUAGAGAAGAAUAUGCCUCAGUUGUCUCAGGAUAACGCGGUUAUGUCUGAUGAAGAAAGAAUUGAUGCAGCUUCUAAGUCUGAACAGAGGGGAGUCAGGACAAAGUCUUCAAAAGCCCCACUCACCAGGUCUGGCAGAAGACCCCUGGGAUUUUUAGCUUUAAUAUGUUCAAAGAAUAAUUUGAUGGAGUCUGAUGAACCUACUCAUGUCCGUAGCAAAAAGCGCUUGAAACCUCUUCUACCUGUAUCAAGACGGAAUUUGAAAAGAUCUAAUCCACCCAAUGAAACCCAGAAAAAAAAUCAAGAGUCCUCUAAUGUGCUUCCAUCUCCAAGUGAUGCCACCAGUACUCAAGCUGAGGAUGCCGGCAACGCAGCAACUCAGGUUUCCUGUGAUCAACCGUCACUGAAAGAAGAAUGUAAAAGUGGCCAAAAGCAGGCACCUGAGUCGGAGGAGCCAUCCACAGUCUCGGAAUAUUUCUUCGGUGAUAUCUUUAUCAAAGUAGAUGAAGCAGAAUAAAACAGCCUUUGGGUUUUUCCUGUUCUUAUUUUCUCUUUUCAAUCUUGGAUUUCUAGAGCCAGUUGGAACAACAAAGCAGUAUUUAGAAAAAAGCAUUGCUAUUUUUUUUUAGGUCAAUUUUGAAUAUUUAAUGAACUUGAUUUGAAACAUUCAUAAUCAGUGGAAAACAGUGCUGAAGUUCCUCUCAUUCUGGCUGAUUGGGCAUUUUGGAAACACCAACCAGGGGCAGCUGCUCUGAGAAAUAGCGACUUUGUUUACAUUUCCACUCUGCCUGCGCUGAGCACACCUAGCUACUGGGGACUGUUGUGGACAAAUGUCUGGCUGAAUCACAGUGCCGUCUUAUUGGGAAUUGAUUGUAUUUAACAUUUAGCAAACUUCUUUUGUAAAGUUUUGUUCUGUUUCUGUUGCUUUUUUGGGGGAUGAUGAAGGCCCUUUCAGUGGCCUCUAAUACGAAAGCAAAUUGUGAAUCUCCACUUUAGUAUGUGACCCUUAAAAUUUUUAUUUUAUCAUCUGUCCGAAAAACAUGUAUUUUUCUGUUUCAUGGUGAUGUAACAUUAGUCCUGAUUGAAGAACUAGUAUUUAAACUUAGUAUUUAUAAAAAUGACACAUCAAAGAGUUUAUUUAUUUUUAAAUUUUUUUAUUUAAAAGGAUAUUCAGUUUUAAUUAUUUUUACCCCUCAGAUUGUGGGUAAAGAAGGCAUUAACAAAUUUGUAUUUGUCUCAUUUUCCUCUUUAAAGAUAUUUAAAAUGAUGUAACUCAAAAUUUGGGGAUACUUUUUUUUUUUUUUUUGGUCUUUUGAGACAGGGUCGCGCUAUGUAGUUCAGUCUGGCUACGAGCUCACUGUAUAGCCCAGGCUGGCCUGAAACUUGCAGCAAUUUUCCUAUGUCUGCCUCAUGAGUGCUGGGAUCACAGGCCUGUGCCACCAUACCUGGUGAUAUAUAUAUGUUUUGAGUACUUUUUUCCUCAUAGUUUAGUAUAUAGAUUUUGAACUGUGAAUGUUUUUGCUUUUCUUCUAUUUUAGAUAAUCUCAGGAUUUUCAUGAGGAGAAAAACUAAUUCAUCUAUAAGGAAAAUUUUCACAAAAAACUCAAUCUCCUUUACAUAUUCAUACUCCUUUUUUAAAACACCUAUUUUUUUUUUUUUUUGGUACCGGGGAUCAAACUUGGGUCCUUGCGCUUGCUGGGCAGGCGGCAGAACCACUGAGCUAAAUCCCUGGCCCAAUACCCCAAUUUUUUGAAACAUUUUACCUCAUUAAAUCCUGGUCAAGGAACGCUUAGACCAUUGGCACAAGAUAUAAGCAGAAAAUAAGACUAAGAAGUCAGCAAUUACCAAUAUUAAUUUAAAUCAUUUUACUUUUGAAAUUUGAUGCUUUACUCGUGUGCUAUACACAUAUAUGACAUGUAUGUAAUGUAUAUAUGAUAUGUAUAUGUUGUAUAUAUGUAUAUAUAUAUUUCAAAUCUACCUGAGCAAAUUUUUCCUGCAACAAAUUUCUCAAAAGAGCAGAUCUAUUCUGAUUCUGUUUGGAAAGCCUUCUGCAAGGUAAUGUUGGGUUCCCAGGUUCCAUGGUCUCUGGUAGCUCCUCAGCGCCUCCGUUUCAUGUGGACCCAGCUGCAGCCGGUACUCGAAUGGAGUCUGUGACUGGACUAGGUUGGGUUUGGCCCCUGCAGUAGACCAUUUUCUUUAAGGUGCUGACAGCUGUGUAUGAGUUCCUUGUCACUGAAAUUCUGAGUUAUGUCCACAGCUGUGUUGAUUGCUUUAUGAAAUGAUUGGUAUUUCAAUUGGAAAACUAUUUUAAAGUCUAGAUGAUUUUAGUGUUUGUAUACUGAAAGGAUAGUGGCCAGUUUUCAGGCUCCUUAGUAAAGUGGACAGCAGCCCAGCGAGUCCCAACAGUGAUGUUGACUUGCCAACAGUGAUGAAACUAAAUUCGCUCUUAGAGCCUCCCCCCCCGCCCCCGCCCCGGCACAGAGUCUUGCUCUGUAAUUCAGACUGGCCUUGAACUCACUAUGUAGCCCAAGUUGGCCUCAAACUCAUGGUGAUCCUCCUAUCUCAGCCUCCCAAGUGCUGGGAUCACAGGCAUGCGCCACCACGUCCGGCUUCUUUUAGAGCAAAUUUCUUACUUGUUGCCUUAUAGUGAAAUUUCCAAUUUCACUUUACCAUUGUGUUGUAAAGGAAGGUCUAUAAAUCUGAGUGGAAAUUCUCUACAAUUAUGCAUUUAUUUAUUUCAUGUGAUUAAUAUAUCAAAAAUCAUGGAGUAUAAAUCAUGCUAUUUUAAUAUCCUGGUUUUGUAAAUUUUUAUGUCUUAUUCUGAAAAGGUAUUCUUUUGUCAGUGUUAGUGUGGGUGUUAGAUUGCCAUGACUAACCUAUUAUUUAUCCCUGUAUAAUAUUUAUUUUUUAACUUUGUUAAUGUCUUGACACACUCAUCCACAAUAAACUAGUUUUAUGGAAGAUACAAUUUCUUACUCAGUAAUGGAUGCAGGGACAUUCAUUGUAUAAAUAAUCACAUCAGUCAACAAAUUAUCCUGUUAUAUCAUUAAAAUUAAUCUUGGAAAAACAGAAACUUACUUAGCAUAUUUACCUUACAUGGUGGAAAUAUCUGUGUUAAGUCUGAUUGAUGUAAAGAUGUUAUAAAAAUUUAUAAACCUUAAAGGAGAUGUGAUAAAAGGUGUUUAUCUUAAUUUUUUUCCUCCUGAAUGCUUACAUCUUAACAAAUGACCAACAUGGUGGUUUAAAAGCUUAAUUGAUGGUGGAUGAAUGAGGCACAGAUAAAAGUAGUAAUAUCAACUGUUUACUACCAUAUCCAAUACAAGUGACCAUGUAUAUUAUCUUGCUUAAAGAAGUCUUUGACAAAAAAGCAAUAUCUGUCAUAUGUAAAUUUUCUUGUUUUAAAGAAAGCAGUUAUGUUCCAUAGAUAUAAAUUAUGUAAAUAAAAGUUAUUUUAUACCAUU